Pediculus humanus corporis (human body louse) is the source of this 2301-nucleotide messenger RNA. Its product is annotated as proprotein convertase subtilisin/kexin type 4, furin, putative. Lineage: Eukaryota; Metazoa; Arthropoda; Insecta; Psocodea; Pediculidae. Gene Ontology annotation, cellular component: trans-Golgi network; Golgi membrane. The record is from RefSeq and is a predicted model, not a curated record. The coding region runs from base 1 to 2301 and encodes 766 amino acids. The transcript has 12 exons. Gene Ontology annotation, biological process: peptide hormone processing. Gene Ontology annotation, molecular function: serine-type endopeptidase activity.
AUGUUAAAUGUAGUUUUUGCUGAUUACGCUUCAGAUAUAGGAAACGACAAUAAAGAAAAUGCUCAUUAUUCCAGACAGUGGGCAGUUUAUAUUGAAGGAGGAAAAGAGGUAGCCGAUAAAAUUGCUUCCAAACAUGAUUUUAUUAAUUUAGGAAAUAUUUUUGAAGAUUAUUAUCAUUUUGAACAUAAACGACUUCAGAAAAGAUCCCUAAUUCCUCAUACAGAAUUUCAUAAAAAUCUUACUAAUGAAGCUGAGGUAAAAUGGGCACAGCAACAAAUAGUAAAGAAAAGAUCAAAAAGAGAUUUAAUAACAAUUAAAUCUAAAACGAAAUUUGGUGGGCUCAAGUUUAAUGAUGUCGAAUGGCCACAGAUGUGGUAUUUGAAUCGUGGUCAAGGGCUUGAUAUGAAUGUUCUUGGAGCGUGGCAAGAAGGAAUAUCGGGCAAUGGCGUUGUCGUAACAAUUUUAGACGAUGGUUUGGAAAAAAAUCAUCCUGAUUUAGUUGCUAAUUAUGAUCCUGAAGCGAGUUACGAUGUAAAUAGUCACGACAAAGAUCCAAUGCCUAGAUAUGAUCAAGUAGAUUCCAACAGGCAUGGAACUCGUUGUGCUGGAGAAGUAGCGGCUGUUGCCAAUAAUUCAUUAUGCUCAAUAGGAGUAGCAUUUGGUGCUAGUGUGGGAGGAGUUAGAAUGCUUGAUGGUGAUGUGACAGACGCUGUAGAAGCUAGAUCUCUUAGUCUGAACCCGCAACAUAUAGAUAUAUAUAGUGCUUCAUGGGGUCCCGACGAUGAUGGUAAAACAGUGGAUGGGCCUGGAGAAUUAGCCACUAGAGCUUUUAUCGAAGGAGUCACAAAAGGUCGCCAAGGCAAAGGUUCUAUAUUUGUUUGGGCAUCGGGAAAUGGAGGUCGAGAAAAUGACAAUUGUAACUGCGAUGGGUAUACUAAUGCUAUUUGGACUCUUUCCAUCAGUAGUGCGACGGAAAAUGGUUUGGUUCCUUGGUAUUCAGAAGCUUGCAGUUCUACGUUGGCCACAACUUAUAGCUCUGGAUCAAUCUCGGAAAAACAGAUAGUCACGACUGAUCUUCGUCAUAAGUGUACGAACGGGCACACGGGAACUUCCGCAUCUGCACCUUUAGCGGCUGGAAUCUGCGCUUUAGCUUUGGAGGCGAAUAAAGAUUUAACAUGGCGCGACAUGCAACAUAUAGUGGUUAGAACAGCCAGGCCAGCUAAUUUAAAAUCUUCUGAUUGGAAGGUGAAUGGUGUCGGCAGAAACGUGAGCCAUGCUUUUGGAUAUGGACUUAUGGAUGCUACAGCUAUGGUCAAAUUGGCAAGGACUUGGAAAACCGUACCCGAACAACAACGAUGUGAAGUUUCGGCUCCCCAUGUUGACAAAAUGAUUCCUCCGCGAAGCAAAGUAAUAUUGGAUCUCAACGUGACCACAUGUCCAGGAGUUAAUUUUUUAGAACACGUUCAAGCAAAAAUUUCUCUUUCUUCUCCUCGUCGUGGAGAUUUGCAAAUUUAUUUAACGUCACCGUCUGGAACGAAAUCUACUUUAUUAGCAAAAAGGCCUCACGACAGUUCUCGUAGUCCAUUUACUGCGUGGCCGUUUAUGAGUGUUCACACGUGGGGAGAAAUGCCAUUCGGCGUUUGGCAGUUAGAAAUACAUAAUGAAGGAAGAUAUUUAGGUCGUGCAAAUUUACAGGAAUGGUCAUUAUUGUUUUAUGGAACGACUCGAAUUCCUUUUGAGAUUCCAUAUCAAAGGACAUCUCAACCUUCAUCAUCUAAAUAUAAAUCUUCCCUUUCUCGUACAAAUACGUUUUAUUUAAAUUCUAAAAUAAAUAAAACGGGAGCUCACGGUUCUUCUCAUUAUUUUAAUAGGAAAAAUUAUAAAAAUAUUAAAAACAAAUCUUCGACAACGUUUCGUACGGAUAAAUCAAGUUCAAUCGGGAAUGGGGAAAACGUUAAAAUAUUACCAACUAUAUCUUACAGAAAUUUAAAAACUACAAAAAAAUAUUGGAAUUUAAACGGUCAUAAAAAUAAUAAUUCGACAAAAGGUUUUUCCAAAACGAUAUUGACUCCCUUAUCGACUCAUAGUUUGCCUUUAACAAUCGUUUUAGAACCUGGCGGCGAAUCAUACAGUCGCCAAAGAGUGCCUGAUGUAUUUCAAAAAUAUCCAAAAAUCCAACAAUUAUUUCCCCUUUAUGUAAAUACGAUUCCAAAAACAAAGGCCAUGCAGCUUUGCAAAAAGCAGAAAGGCAAAAUCGAUUUGAUACUUCUUUGUCUAGAACGAGCACAGAAGGAAAAAUAA